This is a messenger RNA of Menidia menidia (Atlantic silverside), 8022 nucleotides long. Lineage: Eukaryota; Metazoa; Chordata; Actinopteri; Atheriniformes; Atherinopsidae. The record is from the annotation of a GenBank genome assembly.
AUGCGCCUGACCUAUGGGAACGCGCGGACCAGCGACCAGCUGUGUGGGAACAGGGGGGUGGUGGGGGGGCAACUUCUCUGCCGAAGUGUCAAAGCAACAGCUGUCCCGCAGCCCCGCGCCGGGCGCCAGAAGGAGAGCAGUGCGCUCUCGGUGUUGGACUUAACAGAAGACUUGAUUCCCACCACCCCCCCGCCCCCAGGUUUCGCGGAUUCUUUGGAAAUAUAUUUGCUAUUGUGUAAGGUAACGCGCCACCUGCCUGCCGCCGUCAUCCACGACGAGCUCCUGCAUGGAAACCCCGGCGUGGUGGUAUCCCUUCGCAAUGCAAAGAUGGCGACCCUGCUCCCUCCCCCAGGCACCGAUGUCUUCCGCCCGUUCACCCGGGAAUCACUGGAGGAGAUCAAGAGGCUCGAGGUGGAAAGACAGAAGGCAGCAGAAGUAGACGUCAAGGAAGAUGGAGAACCGGCUGCCCCUCACGCUGAUCUGGAGGCAGGCAAGAGCCUACCCCUAAUCUUUGGAGACCCCCCACCGGAGAUGCUCAACACGCCGCUGGAAGACCUGGAUCCCUUCUACAAGUCACAGAAUACAUUCGUCGUGAUCAGCAAAGGAAACACCAUCUUCAGGUUCAAUGCCGAACCAGCCUGCUACAUUCUGAGUCCCUUUAGUUUAUUUAGCAUGUUCAUCAUGUUAACAAUCCUGUCAAACUGUGUAUUCAUGACGAUGAGCAACCCGCCAGCGUGGAGCAAAACCGUUGAGUAUGUUUUUACUGGUAUUUAUACUUGUGAGGCGACGAUCAAAGUGUUGUCUCGAGGCUUCUGUAUGGGACAUUUUACAUUCCUUCGAGAUCCGUGGAAUUGGCUUGAUUUCAUGGUGAUCAGCAUGGCUUACGUCACAGAGUUCGUUGACCUUGGCAAUGUUUCAGCCCUCAGAACAUUUCGUGUACUUCGAGCCCUGAAAACAAUUACUGUGAUUCCUGGUCUGAAAACAAUCGUGGGCGCCUUGAUCCAGUCUGUGAAGAAAAUGGUGGACGUCAUGGUUUUGACCGUCUUCGCCCUCGCCGUUUUCGCUCUGGUCGGCCUUCAGCUUUUCAUGGGACACCUGCGGCAGAAGUGCGUGCGAUGGCCUAUCUUUACCAAUGAAACUGCAUUUGAGUUUCCCAACGCCACCUCUGCGUUCAGCGAUGCAGAGUACUUCAACACCACGAUGGGUGCCAACGGCACAGCAUAUUCCAACAGCACCUUCAAUUUUUUGGAAUACAUUGAAAACACGGACAAUCAUUAUUAUUUGGAAGGCAGUCAGGAUGCCUUACUCUGUGGCAACAGCUCUGAUGCUGGAAAUUGCCCCGAGGGAUAUACAUGCAUGAAAGCAGGGAGGAACCCUAACUUUGGCUACACCAGCUUUGACUCUUUUGGCUGGGCCUUCCUUGCUCUCUUCAGACUCAUGACCCAGGACUUCUGGGAGAACCUUUUCCAGCUGAUUUUACGGACAGCUGGUAGGACAUACAUGCUGUUCUUUGUGGUGGUUAUCUUUCUGGGCUCCUUCUACCUCAUCAACCUCAUCCUGGCCGUGGUAGCCAUGGCGUACUAUGAACAAAAUCAGCAAAGUCAGCUAGAGGCCAUAGAAAAAGAGGAGGAGUUCCAGAGGCUGCUUGAGCAACUCAAGAAUCGAGAAGAGGCUCAAGCCCUUGGAAGCCGAGCCUCUCUGACCAGUAGGAAGUCCCUCAGUCAUCAUACAAUGUCUGAGAUGGGAGAUGAAGCUCAGACACCCAAACAAGAGGAGUUUGUAAAGGACUGUAACGGGAGAGUCAUUCCCCAUCUUAUGGUUAGAGCACCUACUAUGGAUGAGUCUGCUGCAGAUUAUGAACUCAGAUCGAAGUCAUUAGAGUCUGUGCACAGCAUGCUUCACCUGGAGGAACCAGGCCUGACUAAGAGAUCCAUCAGUGCCGCAACUGUGCUUACAGCAACUGCUCUGGAAGAGUUGGAGGAUGCGCAGAGGCCAUGCCCACCUUGCUGGUACAGAUUUUCAGACGUUUUCCUGAAGUGGAACUGUUGCGUGCCCUGGAUUGUCUUUAAAAAGUGGGUGAACUUUGUGGUGAUGGAUCCCUUUGUCGACCUGGGUAUUACCAUCUGCAUUGUGCUCAACACCCUCUUCAUGGCCAUGGAGCACUACCCCAUGACCCCGGAGUUUGACAACAUGCUUGCAGUGGGAAAUCUGGUUUUCACUGGGAUCUUCACAGCUGAGAUGUUUUUCAAGCUUAUUGCCAUGGAUCCUUACUACUACUUUCAAGUCGGAUGGAACAUUUUCGACAGUAUUAUUGUAACUAUGAGUCUGGUGGAACUGGGACUGGCAAAUGUCCAGGGACUGUCAGUCUUACGAUCGUUCCGUCUGCUUCGUGUCUUCAAGCUGGCAAAAUCCUGGCCCACGCUCAACAUGCUGAUCAAGAUCAUCGGUAACUCAGUUGGAGCUUUAGGGAAUCUGACUCUGGUGCUGGCCAUCAUCGUCUUCAUUUUUGCUGUUGUGGGUAUGCAGCUUUUUGGAAAGAACUACAAGGAUUGUGUGUGCAAGAUUUCCUCAGAAUGCGAGCUGCCGCGCUGGCACAUGCACGACUUCUUCCACUCUUUCCUCAUCGUGUUUCGCAUUCUGUGUGGGGAAUACAUCGAGACCAUGUGGGACUGCAUGGAGGUGGCCGGGCCAACCAUGUGCUUAAUCGUCUUUAUGAUGGUGAUGGUCAUUGGGAACCUUGUGGUGCUGAACCUCUUCUUGGCCUUGCUGCUCAGCUCCUUCAGUGGAGACAACCUCUCAGCGGGGGACGAUGACGGGGAGAUGAACAAUCUCCAGAUCGCCAUUGGCCGGAUCACACGGGCCAUCAACUGGGCUAAAGCCUUUAUUGUUCAAAUGGUCCUGCAGAGUCUUGGCAGGAAGCCCCAGGAGCCCGACGAGGGCCCAGUGGAUGAGGUUGAGUCUAAAAUGGAGGCAAUCGAAAUGAACCAUUUUGACAGCAAUCAGACUUUAAAGCUGCCAGAUGGGACUCAGGACUGUCCAGUCGAGAGCCAGCCCACCGGGUUUACCGUGGAUGGAGAGCUUAAUCUCAAUGUGCCAAUCGCAGAGGGAGAGUCAGACUUCGAAAAUUUGAGUGAAGAAGACGACGAUGGUGAGGAUGAUAAAGAUGAGGAUGACAACUCGGAUGAAGACGAAAGACAUCUCUUACCGGAUGCAAAAAACUCAGAUGGAUCUGAUAUCUCAAGAAAAAUCAGACUGAUGGGUGCUGUGAAUGAUGAGGAUUCUUCAGUGUGCAGCACAGCAAACUAUCAACCGUCUGAGCCUGAACCAGAUGAAAUGGAGGAGGAGGAGCCCGACCCCAUAGAGCCCGAGGCCUGCUUUACUGACAAAUGUGUGCAGAACUGGCCGUGUCUUACUGUGGAUAUCUAUCAAGGCAAAGGCAAGAAAUGGUGGAAUCUCCGAAAGACGUGCUUCACUAUAGUGGAACAUGAUUGGUUUGAAACCUUCAUCAUCUUCAUGAUCCUCCUCAGCAGUGGAGCUCUGGCUUUUGAGGACAUAUACAUAGAAAAACGCAGAACCAUCAAAAUCAUGCUGGAGUUUGCAGACAAGGUUUUCACCUACAUCUUUGUCAUUGAGAUGCUCCUUAAAUGGGUUGCAUAUGGAUUCAAGACCUACUUCACCAACGCUUGGUGCUGGCUAGACUUUUUCAUUGUGGAUAUUUCCCUGAUUAGUUUAGUUGCCAACUGGAUGGGCUACUCGGACCUUGGACCAAUCAAAUCCCUCCGAACCCUCCGAGCUCUUAGGCCUCUUCGGGCACUUUCAAGAUUCGAGGGAAUGCGGGUGGUGGUGAACGCUCUGGUCGGAGCGAUUCCCUCCAUCUUCAACGUGCUGCUGGUCUGUCUGAUUUUCUGGCUCAUCUUCAGCAUCAUGGGAGUUAAUUUGUUUGCUGGGAAGUUCUACCGCUGCAUCAACACCACCACGGGGGAACUUUUCCCCAUCACUGUGGUCAACAAUUACAGUGAUUGCAUGGCCGUUAAAGAAGCCACACAGGAUGCCCGCUGGACCAACGUCAAAGUCAACUACGACAACGUUGGACAAGGCUACCUGUCCUUGCUUCAAGUGGCGACCUUUAAAGGCUGGAUGGACAUCAUGUAUGCUGCUGUUGACUCCAGAGAGGUUGAGGAACAGCCCUCUUAUGAGAUCAACCUCUACAUGUACAUAUAUUUUGUUAUUUUUAUCAUUUUUGGCUCGUUCUUCACCUUGAACCUCUUCAUCGACAAAGACAUCUUCAUGACUGAUGAACAGAAAAAGUACUUGGAGGCCAUGAGAAAACUUGGUUCCAAAAAGCCACAAAAACCAAUUCCUCGCCCAACCAACCUGAUCCAGGGCCUGGUGUUUGACUUCAUAAGCCAACAGUUCUUUGACAUCUUCAUCAUGGUGCUGAUUUGCCUCAACAUGGUGACCAUGAUGGUGGAAACGGACAACCAGAGUGCAGAGAAGGAGGACUUCCUGUUUAAACUGAAUGUGGCGUUCAUUGUUGUCUUCACGGGAGAGUGCGUGCUGAAGCUCUUCGCUCUGCGACAUUACUUCUUCAAAAACGGCUGGAACGUUUUUGACUUCAUCGUGGUCAUCUUGUCCAUAGCCGGCACAAUGCUCUCAGACAUAAUUGAGAAGUACUUUGUGUCACCAACUCUCUUCAGAGUGAUCAGACUGGCCAGGAUUGGAAGGAUUCUGCGUCUCAUCAAAGGAGCUAAGGGCAUUCGGACGCUUCUGUUCGCUCUAAUGAUGUCACUUCCUGCCCUAUUCAAUAUCGGCCUCCUGCUCUUCCUCAUUAUGUUCAUCUUCUCCAUAUUUGCCAUGUCAAACUUUGCCUAUGUCAAAAAGGAGGCCGGGAUUGAUGACAUUUUUAAUUUCGAGACGUUUGGCGGGAGCAUUAUCUGCCUAUUUCAGAUUACGACCUCUGCAGGCUGGGAUGGCCUUCUGCUUCCGAUAUUGAACAGGGAGCCCCCUGACUGUGAUCCAGACUUUGAGAAUCCGGGCACAGAUGUAAAGGGUAACUGUGGCAACCCAGGCAUGGGUAUGAUGUUCUUCUGCAGCUACAUCAUCAUUUCAUUCUUGGUUGUGGUCAACAUGUACAUUGCCAUCAUCUUGGAGAACUUCAAUGUGGCCCAAGAGGAGAGCGGCGAUGCGCUCUGUGAGGAGGAUUUUGAGAUGUUCAAUGAGACCUGGGAGAAGUUCGAUGUAGAUGGAACGAUGUUCAUUGGAUACAGCCAGCUCUCCGAUUUUUGCGACACGCUGCAGGAGCCGCUGAAGGUCGCCAAACCCAACCGGCUACGGCUGAUCGAAAUGGAUCUACCUCUGGUCAUCGGGGACAGGAUCCACUGCCUGGACGUGUUGCUGGCCGUCACGCAAAACGUGCUGGGCGACACCGUGGAGAUGGCGGCCAUGCGAAAGAGCAUCCAGGCCAAGUUCAUUCUGAGCAACCCCACCUCGGACUCCUUUGCGCCCAUCACCACAACGGUGCGGCACAAAGAGGAGCACAGGGCGGCGGCGCUCAUUCAGAAAGCUUACCGCCUCCGCCUUUUGAAGCGCUGCUUACGCCACGCCGCCUUCAUGCACCGCUCAAAGAGGACGGGCCGCAAGCCUGAAGCCGAGGAGCCACCGGAGAAAGAGGGCCUGCUCGCGCGAAGGCUGGGCGUGCUCUACGGGAGCAACGCGGAACUUGCAGAGGAAAUGGAGCGAGCGGCUUUAGAAACUCUAGAAAGCCAACAGCAGCAACUUCAUCCUGAAAGACUGUCGCAUUACGAAGAGGCCUGGUGCGAACACGAGCUUCCUGAGUCAAACGUGAUUGUCGUCCCCGUGGAAAUCACCAAUGAAGUUUUAUUACAUUGUGCUCCCACUCACCGUCUCAUCACCUUUCAAGAAAACUUGAGAGAGUCCAUUGUAUAACAAACUCUGCAAAGUAAUUAUGUCUUCCCUCUAUUAAGGUUUUGACGUUUUUAUCUAGGCUUUGCUACAUAUUCCUGUAUAUCCUUCAUGGAGCAUUUCCAUCUCUUGGGGGUGAAAUGUGAAAAUGGAGUGGGUGGUUUUUUGUUAUAAUAUAUAAUUAUAACAUUGUUGUUAUAAUAUAACAACAUCAAUCUUUAAAAUUAGUUGAUGUUAAAUUGAUAUUUCUGGAUGAGAGAUACAAUAAUUUCUAACAGUUUUUUUGCUUGUCUUUACUUUUUCCCCCCCAGAAAACAACUCUGGAUAAUCUGAUUGUUUUUGCAUUAUUGUAGAAGAGACUAUGUGACGUAACAGAACACUUUACCAAUAUCAGUAAACAUGACCUAGCUUCCUCAAUGUGUUUGACAAAAUGUGACAGAGGCUUUCACUGAGGUCAUAAAAGUGUAUUAGACAAAAACUCAUACCAAGAUGGCCGUAUUUAAACAUUGGGGAUUUUUUUGUACAUAUGUAAAUUAGUAUGUAGAAUAAAGGGUAUCUGGUUGUGAACUCUGCCAGUGCAACACUUCUGUUCCAUCUGUGGUUAGUUAACAGUCUCGACAUCUGUCCCUGUCUGACUCUGUCAGAGAGGGUGAGUUUAUAUUGCACUAUUUAUAUCCCGUCCAGGUCAAAAUUAGAGCGGUUUUCUGUCUUAUAUCGCUUUCUCACAUGGUGUUUUUCAAGAUAUCAUGCAUGUCUUAUUAAUGUUUCAGCUUUUUGUUUUUCUCCUUUUAGUGGCGUUAGGUGUCUGAAUAAGCAAAAAAGUCAUUCUUUCCCCUAACUUAAAAGCAAAUGACUUUGCUGCAUUAAGGUUAAAACUGUAAUCAGCAAAUGGAUUUAAACAGAAAAAACAUGGCUGCACUUUUAUAAUAGGUGAAGUUAAAUAAUCACAAAAGAGCCCUUUCUUACUAACCAUGUGAUGUGGAUCUUCUCUUAAAUCUGUCCUCAUGUACAAAAGUUGCUUGUGUGAGUCUUAACUGUAUUUCAGAUGUCUUACUUUCAGGAUACUGUGCCUUACUUCUCCAAAGUUUUAGGCAUUUUGGGUAAAGGGAUGUUUGGAAAUAAAACCAUGAAUAACUUCUGUUUAAAAGGAACAAGCCAGUUAUGUGUCACUACUAAACCAAGUCAAUAUUUGGUUUAAGGACAUGUUGCAAAGUUAUGCAACCUAAGUUUAUGCAACUUAACCUAAAUUCUAUACUGAUGAUACACAUGGAUGCAGGAUGCAGAUGAAGCUCAAAUCCACAAAUAAGUGGCAUUUUUAAUUAUUAAUCAGUUUCAAGAGUGUCUAACAAAAUGAUGGACCUGUGUUUAAUUCUGAAAUGGUUUGGCUUCCUGUUGCCCUGUCCCAGAAAAACUGAAUAUCUGCAUUUAAAAGGACAUGUUUUGCAUGUAGCAUUUUGGCCUAAAUAUAGUUUGGAUGUAAUUUACUGUAAACAUGGUUGUAUUCUCUUCAAUCAGGAUUUGAAUAUUAAUAAAUAUAUAAAUUACAUCUAACCAUCUGAAGUGCCUAAAACCUUCUGCACAGAACUGUACAAACAUGAAUUAUAUGAGCACUUUCACAUGUUUUUACACCACUGUACAACUUUAUAUGUUCAGCUCUGAUUUACCAUCGGCCUUGGAGGAAAAUAGAGAUUAUUGUUUUCUCCUCGGGAGGUUUUUGUGAUGUAUCCUGUCAGGAGUUUGCAGUGUCCUCUGAUGGUACAUUCAUAUUUACGGGACAGUCUUCCAUUUGUUUACAUUUCUACUGAGUGAAAAGCUACAUGGAGAGUUUUACAGGUACACUCACAAUCGGUGUUGAUUGUACAUAUAUACAUUUGAAUAUAUGCAUUUGUUUGUAUGUUUUCCUCAUGUGUUAUUUGUUUAUAUCUUUUUGUUAAUGGAAAACAUGUAACUAUAUUCUUGAAAUAAAACAUUUCUUUAGGUUAUUUGGUUAGUUGUGUUCUCAUGUCGUGUGGAACUAGAGACGAGUGGCGCCCUCUGGUGGUUGAAUGGUCACAAGGCUACACUUCGGCAAGUUUUUUUUACACAAUAAAUAAAAUAAAA